AUGCCCGCCCCAGCACCAGACAAGGAUGUUCUCACCGGCCGAGUCGGACAUCUGACGGCCGAACAAGCCGAACUACUCAAGAAGUUCAAGCUCGAACUGGCCACUGAGGGCUACUUUAAAGAGGGAACGGGGCCCGAAAAAGCCGUCAUGUACGGAGGUGGUCUAACAGGCGCAUCCCACGAUGAUGCUACCCUACUUCGAUUCCUCAGAGCCCGCAAAUUUGAUCUUGCUAAGAGCAAGCUGAUGUUCAUAGAUUGCGAAAAGUGGCGCAAGGAGUUCAAGGUUGACGAGCUGUAUAACACCUUUGAGUAUCCGGAGAAGAAAGAAGUCGACGCUAUCUACCCUCAGUUCUACCACAAGACUGAUCAGGAUGGUCGUCCGCUCUACAUCGAACAACUCGGAAAGCUUGACCUUACCAAGCUGUACAAAGUCACCACGCCAGAACGCCAGCUUCAGCGACUAGUUGUCGAAUACGAAAGAUUUUUGCGUGACAGGCUUCCUGUUUGCUCGAUGGAACACCAGAAAUUAAUCGAAACCUCGUGUACGAUCAUGGACCUUCAAGGUGUCGGAUUGAGUCAGUUUUGGAAAGUGAAGAAUUACGUUCAAGAAGCCUCUCAUCUCAGUCAGAGCUACUAUCCAGAAACUAUGGGAAAGUUCUACAUCAUCAACUCCCCAUACUUGUUCUCGACCGUUUGGAGCUUGGUCAAGCCGUGGUUAGACGAGGUGACGGUGAAGAAGAUCCAGAUACUCGAUUCGAGCUACCAGAAGACUUUGCUGCUCCAAAUCCCAGCAGAGUCCUUGCCGAAGACUCUCAAGGGAAAGUGCGAGUGUUCCGAGGGAUGCAGCAUGAGUGAUGCCGGGCCAUGGAAAGACAGCGAGGUUGUCGCGAAGGCCAAGGCGUUGAAAGCCGGCCCCACCUCCACGGACACCGCCACUGAGCAAGCCGCCCCUGAUGCUGCUCAACAACCCGCCGCCCCCGCUGCUGAGACUGCACCUGCGCCUGCGAUCGCCGCUGAAGCCCCCGCGGCCUGA
Molecule: messenger RNA, 1032 nt
Organism: Puccinia triticina
Lineage: Eukaryota; Fungi; Basidiomycota; Pucciniomycetes; Pucciniales; Pucciniaceae
Exons: 8
Coding region: 1-1032 (343 amino acids)
Source: RefSeq, a predicted model, not a curated record